GACGUGACCCCAAACACUCGAUUUGUCGCGUGCUCGCACUCGCUGCAGUGUUGUGAAGUCGUCACACAGUCAUCAAGACAUGCAUGGAUGCAGCAUUCCUCUCUCCACCUGUAGCCUUUCCCGUGUUCUUGGAUGAACGAGGUCACAAGCAGAAGAAGAUACGGCGAUGGAGCGGCUGUGCGAUCUCCCAGUGGAUUGAAGCUUCAGGCUCUCCAUCUUAGUGCCUCUUGGCUGGCGCGAAUGUUUCUUUAAACAUGUCCCCUUCCUCGAAUCGUCGGUCUGCUCAUCUCUCCUAUAUCCAUCAUCUCACCAGCUCACGAUGCCGACUCUACGCGCAUUUCAGCUGCCGUCCAAACGUCUCAUCCUUUCUUAUGUGCUCGACUGGAUCGUUAUCAUAGCUAUUGCUGGUGUCGGUGGUGGCUUCAAUAGAAUCGGGCCGUAUAGAAGGCCAUUCUCCCUGGUCGACCUCAAUAUCUCAUAUCCUUACACGGAGAACGAUCAGGUCUCCUGGUGGGUCGUCCUGAUAGUCGCACUGAUCGGACCCGGUGUCAUCAUCUUCCUGACCUGCCUCUUCUUCGUACCCGGACCGCGCGCCAUCAGAACGCACCCGUGGUCACUGGUAUGGCGACGCAAGUUCUGGGAGUGGAAUACGGGCUGGAUGGGCCUUGGCUUGAGUCUUGCGACCGCGUUCAUGAUCACAGAAGGUCUGAAGAAUCUUUUCGGAAAGCCCAGACCUGAUCUGCUGGCGCGAUGCCAGCCCGAUGUUGACAACAUCGAGCAAUAUGUUGUUGGAGGUUAUGGUCAGGACAUCUCGCCAAAGUGGGUACGGGUUAGCGCAGCCAUUUGCAUGGGUCCGAAUACCGAUGAGAUUACGGAUGGCUUCCGAAGCUUUCCAAGCGGCCAUUCAUCUUUUGCAUGGGCUGGACUAUUAUACCUUACGCUCUUUGUCUGCUCAAAGUUUGCCAUCUCUAUUCCUUUCCUACCGCCCAGAGCAUACUCUACCGACUCAAAAGCUGUGGCUCUCGAAGCAAAGCGGCACGACCGUCUGCCAUUACACGAAGAUGACGAGACGUCUAUCAUCCCGAUCCGCAACCAAGCAGCUGCGCCCCCCAAUUAUCUGCUUGUCUUGGCUCUAGUUCCGGUCGGGACUGCGGCGUAUAUCGCUUCGACGAGGUACUCUGAUUACCGCCAUCACGGGAUCGAUAUCUUCGCUGGCUCACUCAUUGGUAUUGCCACUGCAUGGUUCUCGUUCCGCUGGUACCAUCUGCCCAUUCAGCAAGGCGCAGGCUGGGCCUGGGGAGCGCGGAGUCGUGAUCGGGCCUUUGGCAUCGGCGUUGGUACAGGCAACUAUGUGGGAACAGAGGGAUGGGGUCCUGCAAAGUCGAGCCAGCUUCGUGACGAAGAAUCAGGGCGCAAUGGAAUCUUGGGACCUGGUCUGGAUGGGCAGCAGGCUGUCUCGAAUGAAGCACCCAGUGCCGAUAGCCUUGCGCGCAAGGCCAGCACUGAUAGAUGAGGCAUGUGGUAGACUAAUCUUUCCUUUCGUUUUUCAUCAUUGCACACCCCGUUUCUUAGCGUAAUUGAUAAUGCAAUAAUGGUAGCAGUUUCGCACUCGCUCUAUCGCAGCA
Pseudovirgaria hyperparasitica is the source of this 1625-nucleotide messenger RNA. Its product is annotated as PAP2 domain-containing protein. Gene Ontology annotation, molecular function: phosphatidate phosphatase activity. The transcript is spliced from 3 exons. NCBI's taxonomy places the organism in Eukaryota, Fungi, Ascomycota, Dothideomycetes, Acrospermales, Acrospermaceae. The coding region runs from base 320 to 1513 and encodes 397 amino acids. Gene Ontology annotation, biological process: phospholipid metabolic process. The record is from RefSeq and is a predicted model, not a curated record.